AUGGCUCCUCGCAAAGCGUUGGCUCUGGCCUUGCCAGCCGCAGCCCUUGCAGCCGCGCCUUUGUUCGUCACUCCGGGCAGCGUGCCUCGUGCAUCACAGCCUUCGCGUGGACAGCCCGUUCAGGACACUGCUCGCUCCAGCUCGAUCUCUGCAUUCACUGCAGCUGGCUCUGCGGCGGCAGUCGCCGUGGUUGCUGCCUCCGCACGCAGCAAGAACACGAAGGUGGUCAGGCAAUUCUUUGGUGGCGAGUCGACGUCAGCAGCAUCCUUCGAUCCGGCAAAAGAGCUUGGUGUCCAAGAUCCAGUGGGCUUCUGGGACCCACUCGGAUUGAGUGCGGACAAGGAUGAGGCUACCUUCAAGCGCCGUCGCGCUGUCGAGAUCAAGCAUGGCCGCAUUGCGAUGUAUGCUACGAUGGGGUAUAUUGUGCCUGAAUAUUUCAAGUUCCCUGGUUAUCUCUCGCCAUCUUUGGGUUUGAAAUUCAGCGACGUCCCAAAUGGCCUGGCUGCGCUGUCGAAGCUGCCAGUUCUUGGCGGUGCUCAAAUCAUUGCUUUCUGUGGGCUGAUUGAGACUACUGGUUUCUUCCAAGCAGACUCCACCACUGGCGGACGAGGCCCGCGUGAGGGCAAGUUUUCCAUGAAGGAUUCGACAGAAAGUGGAGAACCCGGAAACUAUGGCGUCGGUUUCCCUACCUUCAUCGGGAAGGUAGAAGACCCAGAAGCUCGCAAAUCCAAGCUUGCAGCAGAGCUUGCAAACGGAAGACUGGCAAUGAUGGCAAUCAUUGGCAUGUUUUUCCAAGAUGGACUGACUGGUUCCGCUUGGGGAGAUUGGUCCCUCUACACCGCCUCCCCUCUGCGAGCUGCAGAAGAGGAAGCCGCCCCCCCACCGCCGCCUCCCUUCGACCCCCGCCUGGAAGUUGGGGUUCUGCCGCCCCUGGACUAUUUCGACCCUGCAGGUUUCUGCCCUACUGGCGAUGAGGAGAAUUUUAGAAAGCUCCGCGCUGCGGAGUUGAAGCAUGGCCGCGUGGCGAUGAUGGCCGCGCUGGGAGCUGCUGUUCAGCACUACGUGCAAUUCCCCGGCUUUGACGAAGUUCCAACUGGCCUCGGAGCUGUUACCACGGCGCCUGGUACCUACGGCUUCGCCGCACUCUUCCUGCUCAGCGGAGCGCUCGAGCUGGGACUGUGGACGGAGGACCCCAGCAAGGAGCCGGGCAACUUCGGCGACCCCUUGAACUUGGGUCAGUACGACAUUGACAUGAGGAACAAGGAGCUGAACAACGGCAGAUUUGCUAUGUUCUCGGCCAUCGGCAUUCUCGUUGCCGAGCUCUACACUGGCAAGGAUGGAAUCGAUCAAAUUGGCCUCGACACACCCACCAUUUGA
Molecule: messenger RNA, 1377 nt
Organism: Symbiodinium necroappetens
Lineage: Eukaryota; Dinophyceae; Suessiales; Symbiodiniaceae
Source: the annotation of a GenBank genome assembly